ACAUUUUAUCCACACAUUUCUAUCCUCUUAUUGGUUAGAUUUUUCAUGAUUUUUGUCAUAAAUUUUUGUGUGGUGAUAAAUGGCCUGAAGUGUUUCUUGUUUUGAAAUGUUGCUUUGAUUUCGAGCUAUCUUUCAGGUCGGAAAUUCCGAGCAUCGGAGCUGGCAUGGGUUUCCGAUCUGUGGAUAUUGAUUUACGAUAUUUGGGAGGGAAACAAUCAACAUGGCUUCUUUUGCAUUGCUAGGGUUGAUGAAAAGCCAGGGGUUUUGAGGGGUAAAGGAAUUGUUGUUAUGCAAUGUCAACACCGAUGUGGAGGGUUCAUUAAUACAUGCAAAUUGGGUGAUAAGAAUAUGGACAAUCCAAGUUACCCUGUGAUGAUGGAGAAAGAUGAUGAGCUAACAUUGUUCUAUGAAAUGAGUAAACUAGAGAAGAAACAUGAUUAUCUACAUCAUGAUUCUGAUAUGUUUCAUGCCCCUCUUGGAUCAACUGGGGUGAGUUCUCCUAUAUUUAGUAUUGCAUCAACAAUAACUGGUUUUGAGAUUGAUGUUGAUGAUUUGCUCAGUACAGAGAAUGAUAAAAAUGACUAUGAAUGGCUUAUGACACCGCUUGAUACACCUGUUUCCCCUUCAUUAGAGUUUGAGUCGACAAAACCUGAAACAAGUGUACGGGGAACUACUGAAACGUUUGCACUUGCAAAAACACGCAAACUAUCAAAUCCACAUACUCAGCCCAUUGCAAAAAGCAGUUUCACAUCGAAAGACUCAACUCCUUCGCGAUUAAACAUUUCAAAUGCAUCAAUUGGCCGAAAACCCUUGUCAUCGGGUAAAUUAAAACCUUCAACAACCUCAAGUGUGAAACCGACGAUGAAGAGCGUAUCCAUGUCAGUAUUGACCUCGUCAUUAGCUAAACCAACAUCUAAUAUAUCAUUAAAAAGAUCACACACAAGAGUGGUUUCAUCUAAAUCAACACAAUCAACAUCAUUGAAGCGAUCCACUCUUGGACCACAAAUGUCAACACCAGAGAAUCCAUCCAUAACUUUGAAGCCAAAAAUAAUGUCCAAAUCAAUACCAAGGAAGUCAAUCAAACAUCUUCAAUCCCAACAAGCUAGUUCUCCAACUAUGAAACAAAGACUACUAAAAGCCCCCAACUCAUUGCCUCUCUCUCUUAAUGCAUCUCCGAUGAUAUCAUCAAUACCUGAAAAGAAGAAGCCAGUUUUUACCAGCACUGGUAGAUCUGGAACACAUGUUGAAUCCUCUCUAAUCAACGGAAGGGGCGUUAGAUGGAAAUUGUCUUCUUUGGAAAGAGGGGCUCCACGUCCUCUUAAUUGUGGUAUCACCCAUAGCAGUAGAGGAGACUCUGUUACUCCCUCAGCUAUGAGUAGAUUACAUGGUAAAGCUAACACUAAAGUCGGCCCUAUAGUGGUUGGGACUAAAAUGGUCGAGAAAGUGGAGCAUGUGUGGAAAUUGGCCUCGCCCAAGCAAGAUAGUAGCUCUAGACAAUCUCCAUAUGUUUCUUUUUUGUCUUCAGAGCCUUCAUUGACUUCAUUGACUGAUAGUUUGGGGUUUGGAAGGGCAAACUCGAAGAGAUCUUUGGAUAUGGCUAGGAAGGACACAGUAUAUAUGAAAGUUAAUCUCUUUGAAAUUCACUUAUUUUUUUUGUUUUUGUUUACUCUUAUCAAUCUUAACUUGGCUCUUUAUGAAAUAGGAUAAAAAGCGACUUGUUCCAACUAAUAUGAAGCCAUUGAGAUGACUGAAAUUCCAACAUUAUCAUCAAACAGAAAUAGUUCAGGGCCCCAAUCAUAGGCGGGAGCUUUUCAUACAUACCUAAGGGUGAUCCACUGGCCAAGGGAUGUCUAGUGGAAAGGGAUAAUAUGUGAUCAGACUCCCCUUCACGUGAGUGAUAUUAAGGGCUAAUUGUGUGUGUAAUGUUGAAUGGUUGAUUUUCAAACAUGGAAGCAAUAUUCUACAAAUAGAGUAGUCGUGAUUUCCAUGGGGGAUACUUACAAGAUGGUUUAGUUAUGUAAAAGUUCAUGUGAUUUAGUGGAAUGUGUAUGUAUUACUAGAUAGAAGCCAAUGAGCAAAUUAAACAAUCUUCUCUAGGAUAUUGAUCGCACACAUGAUGUAUAAAAGGC
Cuscuta epithymum is the source of this 2129-nucleotide messenger RNA. NCBI's taxonomy places the organism in Eukaryota, Viridiplantae, Streptophyta, Magnoliopsida, Solanales, Convolvulaceae. The record is from the annotation of a GenBank genome assembly.